This is a messenger RNA of Amblyraja radiata (thorny skate), 4026 nucleotides long. RefSeq names its product Ral GEF with PH domain and SH3 binding motif 1 (gene ralgps1). Gene Ontology annotation, cellular component: plasma membrane. The transcript is spliced from 21 exons. Lineage: Eukaryota; Metazoa; Chordata; Chondrichthyes; Rajiformes; Rajidae. Gene Ontology annotation, molecular function: guanyl-nucleotide exchange factor activity. Gene Ontology annotation, biological process: Ras protein signal transduction. Bases 487 to 2241 code for a protein of 584 amino acids. The record is from RefSeq and is a predicted model, not a curated record.
UCAAUGGUUGGGGAGCUGUUGUAGUUGGUGGCAAGUGGUUUGUUGAAGAUUCCCAAACCCUGCCUUCUUGUGCAAUGUAGUAGAGAGCUCAGAUGCAUUGGCAACUGUAGCAGAGAACAAAGCUUCGGGGAGGUGGGGUGGAGCAGAUUAUUGCAGAGCCCCCUCAUUCUGCAGGGGAAUUCACUUACCUAACUAAGACCCAGCCACGAAUAGAAGUCAGUCAUUAUUUGAUUCAGUGGGAGAUAAAAGGUGCCAGGCGACGGAAUAUCCAGUGAAAUGACAGACUGCAGCGUCAGUAGAAGGAGCGGUCCGUCAACAGAGUCCGGCUUUUGAUUAAUCCCCAGCCCUGACCGUUCCUUGCCAAGGUACCAGUCACUCGGAGACUGCGUAUGUAAGAGCAGAACAAGAGAUAUGGGGAUUGUCCAUCUAUUAUGUGUCGUCACUGGCUGAGGCUCAACUAAGGACUGCUUGACAAGCAGCGGCAGAAUGUACAAGAGGAAUGGCCUGAUGGCCAAUCUGAAGGUCACACCUGAGGCCAGCAGCAGUUCGGACUCUCUCGAUGGGCAAUAUUCAGAUUAUGCUAUGAAAAGCUAUGACGCAGUUGUAUUUGACGUAUUGAAAGUUACUCCAGAGGAAUUUGCUAGCCAGAUCACUUUAAUGGAUGUUCCAGUAUUUAAAGCAAUCCAGCCUGAGGAACUAAGUAGCUGCGGAUGGAACAAGAAAGACAAGCAUAUCCUGGCACCAAACAUCGUUGCAUUCACCAGAAGGUUCAAUCAGGUCAGUUUCUGGAUUGUUCGAGAGAUCCUGACUGCUCAGACGUUGAAAAUAAGAGCGGAAAUAUUGAGCCACUUUAUAAAACUCGCCAAGAAACUGCUGGAGUUGAACAACCUCCAUUCCCUCAUGGCCGUGGUCUCUGGCCUGCAAAGUGCGCCUAUCUUCAGGCUUUCCAAGACCUGGGCUCUGGUCAGUCGGAAAGACAAAGCCACCUUUGAGAAGUUGGAUUAUCUGGUGACGAAAGAAGACAACUACAAGAGAAUGCGGGAGUUCAUCAGCAGCUUGAGAAUGGUCCCCUGCAUCCCCUAUUUGGGAAUUUACUUGUUGAACUUGAUCUACAUUGACUCGGCCUACCCAGCGUCCGACAGCAUCAUGGAGAACGAGCAACGGUCCAAUCAGAUGAACAACAUUCUGAGGAUCAUUUCGGAUUUACAAGUUUCAUUCAAUUGUGACUAUCUGGUGACAUUGCCCCAUGUGCAAAACUACUUGAAAUCUGUGCGCUACAUCGAGGAGCUGCAGAAGUUUGUGGAAGAUGACAACUAUAAGUUAUCCUUGAAGAUAGAAGCGGGGAACAGUUCCCCUCGUUUGGUCUCGUCCAGAGAGGAGCUCGCAGGUCCCUCGGAGGUUUCGGCGUCGGUGAGGUACAGCCGGAGACCAACGUGUCCGGACACGGCGGUCACAGGGAGCCCCGGCACUCCCCCCGUGCCCAGACACCGCAAGAGCCACAGCCUGGGAAACAAGUGUUUUCUCUCCUCCAGUGUGAUGUGCCAGCUGAGCGUGGUGGAGAGCAGGAGUGCCACCUUCCCCACCGAGCGGCCUCGCCACCUCCUGGACGACAGCGUUCUGGAAAGCCACAGUCCCGCCAAGAACCAGGAGGCCCCCAUUUUCGCCAACGGAGUGUCCAUCGGGAGCAGUGAAAGUUCCGAGUUCAGUGAAGAGCACUCUUCAGGAUUAGAGAGGAAUCGGCUGUAUUCAACGCUGGGCCCAAAUUGGCGGGUCUCAGCGAGGAACUCUCCACGGGAUCGCGGCAGUGCUCACAGUCCUACAGACACCUGCAGUUACCACUUGAGUGGCACAAACGGGACCAUCACCAUCGAAGGGCUGCUGCGGAGAAAAACCUUGCUGAAGGAGGGCAAGAAGCCAGCAUUGUUGUCGUGGACUCGCUACUGGCUCAUUCUCUCUGGGUCACUCCUACUGUAUUACAGCGCGAAGUCCCUCAGAGCCACCGAGAGGAAGCACUUCAAGUCGUCGCCCAGCAAGAAGGUGUCGGUAGCGGGUUGGAUGGUGGUUCUCCCCGAAGACCCCGAACACCCAGAUAUCUUCCAGCUGAGUGACCCGGAUAAAGGAAAUGUUUACAAGUUCCAGACCAGCUCCCGGUUUCAUGCUAUACUGUGGCACAAGCACUUGGAUGAUGCUUGCAAGAGCAACAGGCCACUGUUACCCACCAACCUUAUGUCGUUUGAGUGAACAUUUGGAGACCGCACACAAGACGUGAUCAAAGUGCCAACCCAAGCAAUGGGAAACUAAACUAUUAAGUGGAUUAAAAACGAGGGAAAGUGAAGAAACAAAAAAAAAACUUACAAGGAAUAAUUUGCCCGACUGCCAGCGUUGAAAACAGAAGCACUUUUUUUUUGACACUCUUACUACCUGACCCCCCAGAAUGAUUUUGGUAGGUUUUGAAAAAAAGGAUGUGAUCCCGGACUGCUCCCGAUUACUAGUGUUGGCCGUGGAGAUUGGGCAGAGCUUUGUGAAGAGGACAGUGUGACCAAGGAACUGUGUGUGUGUGUGUGUAAUGACUGCUGCCGAAAACAUUUUUUUUUAAAUGUUUGUUUUUUAUUCUUAAGCUGCUUUAUCGUGAACAAUUUUUUAGCCCAUGUUGGGUAUUAACUUUCUUAUGCACAAAUCAAGAUACUACUGACAGUAUUAACAGGCUGCGCUGAGUGGUGUUUAAGAGGAGAAAAGAAAAGUCAGUGAACGAGUGUUUUUAACAAAAAAAAAGAAAUGCACUGAAGGGGUUAGACGCACUGUCUGCCUCUGCAUCGGUGACCAGUACGCGAGUUGUUCCAGCAUUUCUUGCAUGGUGUACUCAUAGUGACUUUUGAGCAAACCCAACAGAUAUAGGCCCCCACUGCAUCCCAGCCCACAAUGUUGCUAUCAAAGGUAACCUGACCUUGUCUGCCAGUAUUCCAAAGAGGUUGGGUUGGUGUUCAGUCCAGCUUAUUUUUUCCCAGCAACACGUUGCAACUCAAAUCAUUCUCUCCACUGGCGUAGACAACAUCCGCCAUUCUGCCUAAAUGCCAAUAUUUUCUGUUUUGUCCCAGAUUUCCAUGAUUGGAGACUCCUGUAUCCUUGUCUUCUGCCAUUCUACUGGCUUCCAGCACAUCUAAUAGUAUUUUCAAUUCCCCCAGUAUCCAUUUUGUGGAACCAGUUUGAAUGAUUUCCACAUAAUGUGACAGUGUAAUCGAGGAUAUACUUCAUUUAUGUAUUAUUUAAAGACUGUAGAAAAUAGACAAGGAUACAAAUCAUAAAUUGAGUUCACAAUCCAUGCAAAUGAAACUUGAAUGGAUUUUCAUUAUUAUUUGAAAAGUAUUACAACUUGAACAUUGUUCCAUGCCCAUUGUGUUUAACUGCAUGUCAUCGUUUCCACUUAAAAUAUUCUAUUUAUGAAAGAUUUUUUUUCCCCCUUCAAAUAGUAUGUCUGUAACAAUUUGGGCACGCCCCAAGGUGACUUCAUCCGUUCACACUGAAUCACUGGUCCUUCAGUAAACAGGUCAGGUUCCCUAUGAUGACAAGAUAUGGGUGGUUUGCGGGCGUUCUGAUGGACGCUCUCGUUUUCCGCACCAGAAUCACAAGCCUUCCCCACAGCCCUCCCCAAGCAUUGUAAAGUAACUUAGAAUUAAUUAGCGCGUAUAACUUAAAGCACCUGCCUACAGAUGAAGCUCUGCAAAGAAUGAUUUCUCGUGUCCCUUCCCCCCCCCAAAUCUUCAACGGGGACUAGACCGAGAAUGACGAUAAGCAAGUGAUUUUGCAGCUGGAUCGAGAGGAAGAUCUUUAAGCUGUCGUUUAUUCCUCCCUUUGUUUCAAAAGGUACCUGCAGCAGGCUGAUGUAGAUUUGAAAGGCCUUUUAGUUUGCUUGGCGUUAUUGUGAGUAGUGGGUGUAAAAAAUAUUACUGGCCGUGUACCUCUGCACUAGUGUUCUCAGUUUUAGACUAUGUGCCAAGCCCUGGGUUCUAUGGAACCUGCCCCUGCAGA